Molecule: messenger RNA, 1572 nt
Organism: Penicillium lagena
Lineage: Eukaryota; Fungi; Ascomycota; Eurotiomycetes; Eurotiales; Aspergillaceae
Product: catalase
Exons: 10
Coding region: 1-1572 (523 amino acids)
Biological process (GO): response to hydrogen peroxide; hydrogen peroxide catabolic process
Cellular component (GO): peroxisome; mitochondrion; cytoplasm
Molecular function (GO): heme binding; catalase activity
Source: RefSeq, a predicted model, not a curated record
AUGGAAAAGUAUUACACCUUAGCCGAGGGUUGCCCUUUUGCAAGCAACAGCACCGCUGUUCUAUUGAGAAACAAGGCAGGCGGUGGAUUGGGAUUGCUUCAAGAUACUCAGCUCAUCGAGACACUUGCCCAUUUCUCGCGAGAAAGAAUCCCAGAGCGGGUCGUCCAUGCCAAAGCUGUUGGAGCCUACGGUGAAUUCGAAGCCACCCGUGAUUGCAGCGAUUUCACUUCCGCUAGUUUCUUGAACAAAGCCGGGAAAAAAACACCGGUGCUUCUACGAGUGUCGACUGUUGGACCGGAGGCAGGAUCUGCUGAUACGGCGCGUGAUGUUCAUGGCUGGGCAAUGAAACUCUACACCGACGAAGGCAAUUUGGACUGGGUUUUCAACAAUACACCCAUUUUCUUCAUUCGUGACCCGAUCAAGUUUCCGUCUCUGAAUCGAUCUCAUAAGAGGCAUCCUCAGACCCAUCUUCCUGAUGCGAACAUGUUCUGGGAUCUAACCCAUUUCAGCUUUCAUGUCGGCAACCCAGAAGGCAUACAUGAGCUACUACAUCUCUUUAGCGAUCGCGGCACUCCACAAUCGAUUCGCCACAUGAAUGCAUACAGUGGACACACUUACAAGUUCACCAAGCCAGACGGCUCUUUCAAAUACGCAAAAAUCCACAUCAAAACAGAACUUGGAGUGAAAAACUUCACCAGGGAAGAGGCAACCAAAGUCUCCGGAGAAAACCCCGAUCAUUUGAUUCAGGACAUGUUCGAGGCUAUCGAAAAGGGCGACUAUCCUGUGUGGAAUGUUUAUGUCCAACUUAUGAGUCCCGAACAGGCGGAGAACUAUCGUUGGAAUAUCUUUGAUAUGACCAAGGUUUGGUCUCACAAAGAUUUCCCGUUGCAGCAGAUUGGACGUUUGACCAUGAACCGCAAUGCAAGUCCCCUCACUAAUCUUUAUGAAUUGGGUUCAUUGCAUUCUGACAAAUAUGAGCAGCCACGGAAUUAUUUCACGGAUAUCGAACAGGCUGCGUUUUCUCCGUCCACGAUGGUGCCGGGUUUUUCAUCAUCGGCUGAUCCAGUUCUACAAGCUCGGCUGUUUGCGUAUCCUGAUGCCGCACGAUACCGGCUAGGCGUCAAUUACCAGCAGCUUCCCACAAAUGCCGCAAAGGCCCCUGUGUAUUGUCCUUUCCAGAGGGAUGGAAAGAUGAGGUUCGAUGACAACUAUGGCGCUGACCCCAAUUAUGUGGGCUCUUCCCUUCAACCGACCAAAUUCUACCCAGAAGUGAAAGGAACGAAUCCUUCUGCAUUGAGCCUACACACUGACCACGAAAAGUGGGUGGGAGAGGUUCUGAAUUAUACAAGCCACAUCACAGAUGAGGAUUUUGUUCAGCCUGCCGCAUUGUGGGAGGUCAUCGGGCGGGAACCUGGCCACCAAGACAGACUCGUUGGGAAUGUAGCCGCCCACCUCAAGGGCGUCAAAAGCGCUGAGUUGCGCCAGGCAGUUUAUCGUCUUUUCGCACGCGUCAACCAAAGUCUCGGAUCAAAGGUGCAACAACAGACAGAGACAGCAAUCAAUGCCUCUUGA